Melanotaenia boesemani (Boeseman's rainbowfish) is the source of this 1776-nucleotide messenger RNA. It is a transcript of the gene oser1, whose product is annotated as oxidative stress responsive serine-rich 1. Gene Ontology annotation, biological process: cellular response to hydrogen peroxide. Lineage: Eukaryota; Metazoa; Chordata; Actinopteri; Atheriniformes; Melanotaeniidae. The record is from RefSeq and is a predicted model, not a curated record. Bases 397 to 1476 code for a protein of 359 amino acids. The transcript is spliced from 4 exons.
CUACGUUGUUGCAGAGUCACUGCGACGCUUUGACUGUAAACAAGCUGCAAACAGGGGCAAUUCGUGAAUUAGUCUGAAACACUGACCCGUCGGUCGCUACUGUUAUUCGCAAAUAAUUUAGUUCGUGAUUCGUUCUAUUAAACGAGUCUAGUUUUGCCAGUGUUCCGUUUCCCCUGAGACACUGAUCGUGUUUUCACGGAGAGAGUUUAGACCUAGCUGCCUCUGCUAGCGACACAGACACUGUAGCUAGCUCCCCUUGGUUGCCUGUCGCUAGCCUUGCUCGCUGCUCAUCUCCCGAAGAAAAUAUCCUGUAUGUCCGGGGCUUGUCUUUUUCUCUGUGCUUUGACAAGAAUAACCUGAAUCCUGGGUGGCUGGUCGGAGCAGCCUCCGCCCACCAUGGAGGCAGGAGGCAAAGACUGUGAGGAAGAGACGCUGCAGACGGCAUUUAAAAAGCUGAGGGUUGAUGCUGAGAGUCUACCUGGAGCCGCGAGCGUUUCGGAGGCGUUGACUCCCAGAACAACAUCUCGAGUUUGUCUCGACGGCAGCGGGGCGAAGUCCAAACUCGGCUGCCCGAAGGACAACUGGCACUGCUGCACGAGAAAAACACGAGGAGCAUCCAGAACCCAGCGCCGUCGUAGGUCCAAGUCCCCCAUCCUCCACCCGCCAAGGUUCACCUACUGUAGCUCCGCCACAACCUCAGCGUUGUCGCCACCUGCUGGCUGCCUGAAGCACCGUCACCCAGUCGUCCCAGAGGCUCCAGAACCUCGUCCUGCUGCCGAUGAAUUGACCAGCUCCUCUCUGACCCCCCCGGCCCAGACGGAGCUGUGCUGCUCCGGUACGUCUGGAAACAUUUCCCCUCUGCUGUUUGGAUCUUGUGGUGGUUAUGACACACAGCUCCAGGGCGUGGUUUCCUCUCCAUCCUUGCCAGAGGUCACUACAGCAACAGCCUCCAGGUGGGAUGGGGGUAACUCUGGGGAUGUCCGGUCCAGUGAGGGGGGCAGUCUGGUUAAAAGUGCCUGUGAAGGAGCAGAGUCUGGAGCUGCAGAAGCUGCAGAUUUUCGAGCUUUAUCCGAGCUCCACCGUCGCGGCUCCUGCUCCUGUUCCCACAGAAGUGCUUCAGAUUCCCAGGAAGAGAGCGUGCAGGAGCCCAGACUUCCGUGCAGCUGCAGGUCCCAUCGUCAGGGCUGGAACGGCAUGGAGGUGUACUCCUUCACCGGGCUCCGCGGCGUCAUCUCCGAGUGUGAAAGGAGCUUACCGAGCCACGAGGAUGCAUGCAGAACUCUCAGCAGUAACGCCACAGCUUCCUCGCCUUCAUCUUCAUCACCAGCGCUGUCGUCGGGCUCUCCUCGGUCGUGCUCCGAGCAGGCACGAGCUUACGUGGAUGACAUCACAAUAGAGGACCUUUCUGGCUACAUGGAAUAUUAUCUCUACAUUCCCAAGAAGAUGUCACACAUGGCUGAGAUGAUGUACACUUAGUUAAUGACGAUCAGGUCAGAAAUAAUAGAGAUUAGAUGGGUUGUCUUCCUUUUUUCUGUUGAAUGUCAGGAGCAGAUUGGGAAAUCAAUCAAACCCUGGUAAAAAUGCCUUCUCCUCUGUUAACCACGACUAAAAGAUGUUACGGCCAACUUGUUUCUCAUUAGUUUUGACUUCUCUCCCAUUUUGUGCUCGAAUCAGUUUUCUUUCUGAAUUUGAAGUUUACAAAUCAAGUUGCCAAAGCUCUGGAAAGUCACCUGUCUGAACGUCAAUUAACUCAAUAAAAAGAUGUUUUUGUUUGAA